Molecule: messenger RNA, 1628 nt
Organism: Parus major (Great Tit)
Lineage: Eukaryota; Metazoa; Chordata; Aves; Passeriformes; Paridae
Gene: TEAD4
Product: TEA domain transcription factor 4
Exons: 13
Coding region: 420-1502 (360 amino acids)
Biological process (GO): regulation of transcription by RNA polymerase II; hippo signaling; embryonic organ development
Cellular component (GO): transcription regulator complex
Molecular function (GO): DNA-binding transcription factor activity, RNA polymerase II-specific; RNA polymerase II cis-regulatory region sequence-specific DNA binding
Source: RefSeq, a predicted model, not a curated record
GCGAGGGGCAGGCGCGCACUAACAGCGCUCGGUGCUCUCUUGGCAGAAAGUCCUGGAGCUGAAGGAGGAUUUGAAGCCGGUCCCCGCUGCCCCUGCGGAGCAGCAGCCUCGCCCAGAGGAACUAAACUAUUCUUGUAGUGUCCCAUAGAAUUUCCCAGUCUUCUUCCUCUGGUUCUGAGUCUGCUCCUCCGCGUGGCACCUUGGAGUUUCUAGCUGGCACCAUUACCUCCAACGAGUGGAGUUCUCCCACCUCCCCUGAGGGGAGCAACGACUCGGGGGGCAGCGAGGCCUUGGACAAACCCAUCGACAAUGACGCCGAGGGCGUGUGGAGUCCGGACAUCGAGCAGAGCUUCCAGGAAGCGCUAGCCAUCUACCCGCCAUGCGGCCGGCGCAAGAUUAUCUUGUCAGACGAAGGCAAGAUGUAUGGCCGAAAUGAGUUGAUUGCCCGCUAUAUUAAGCUGAGAACAGGGAAAACACGCACAAGGAAACAGGUAUCUAGUCACAUCCAGGUCCUGGCAAGGCGGAAAGCUAGAGAGAUCCAAGCCAAGCUCAAGGAUCAGGCAGCUAAAGAUAAAGCCAUGCAGAGUAUGGCUACAAUGUCAUCUGCCCAGAUUAUCUCUGCAACUGCCUUCCAUAGUAAAAUGGCCUUGCCUGGUCUCCCACGACCAGCAUACCCUGCUGUUUCUGGGUUUUGGCAAGGACCACUGCCAGGCCAAGCUGGAUCUUCCCAGGACGUGAAACCUUUUUCUCAACAACCUUAUGCUGUACAGCCUCCGCUUCCAAUACCAGGGUUUGAGUCUCCUACUGGCCUCUCACCUUCCCCAUCAGCACCAGCUUGGCAAGGACGAAGGGUUGCUAGCUCCAAACUUUGGAUGUUAGAGUUCUCUGCAUUCUUGGAACAACAACAAGACCAAGACACAUAUAACAAACACCUGUUUGUGCACAUUGGGCAGUCAAGCCCCAGCUACAAUGACCCCUACCUCGAGGCAGUGGAUAUCCGGCAGAUCUAUGACAAGUUCCCUGAGAAGAAAGGGGGCCUGAAGGAGCUCUUCGAAAGGGGGCCAGCUAAUGCCUUCUUCCUUGUCAAAUUCUGGGCUGAUUUGAAUACCAAUAUUGAAGAUGAAUCCAGAUCUUUCUAUGGUGUUUCCAGUCAGUAUGAAAGUCCAGAAAACAUGGUCAUCACCUGUUCCACCAAAGUAUGUUCCUUUGGAAAGCAGGUGGUAGAGAAAGUAGAGACAGAGUAUGCACGCUACGAAAACGGACACUAUUCCUACCGCAUCCACCGCUCCCCUCUCUGCGAAUACAUGAUCAACUUCAUCCAUAAACUCAAGCACCUUCCCGAGAAGUACAUGAUGAACAGUGUGCUGGAGAACUUCACUAUUUUACAGGUUGUGACAAACAGGGAUACACAGGAGACCUUGCUGUGCAUAGCAUAUGUUUUUGAAGUAUCAACUAGUGACCACGGUGCCCAACAUCACAUCUACCGGCUGGUGAAGGACUAGAGACUCUCUGCCCUGAGUUGUCCAUGGAAUGCAUGUCUAAGAAAAAAGUCUGUGCUUGAACAACCCCUGCCCCCCCAUACCAAACUGAAAAAUAAACUGCAGAUAUUGUGUAUUUUCAGAAAAGUA